Molecule: messenger RNA, 2609 nt
Organism: Helicoverpa armigera (cotton bollworm)
Lineage: Eukaryota; Metazoa; Arthropoda; Insecta; Lepidoptera; Noctuidae
Gene: Fuca
Product: tissue alpha-L-fucosidase
Exons: 6
Coding region: 259-1719 (486 amino acids)
Biological process (GO): glycoside catabolic process; fucose metabolic process
Cellular component (GO): lysosome
Molecular function (GO): alpha-L-fucosidase activity
Source: RefSeq, a predicted model, not a curated record
UUUACCUACGGUCAACGUUGACUGACUUUUGUCCAAGCGAGUGACCAGUCGCCAGUGUCCAUCUAACUUCUGUUUGGUGUGGUAGUGACGUUAUUAAAUUAAUUGGUAUAAUAAUCGUCACGUCGUUAUCAAGUGGAUUUAGGAGGAAAACGUAUUAAUGUGGCAGUUUUAACGUGUAAAAGUGUUUUUUACAACAUAUUUGAAAAAUUUAUAUCAUUUAUAUCUAUUUCCUGAAUUUUCAGAUGAACAUCAAGCAUAAUGAUGAAGCUCUUACUCAUCUCAGUAUUCUUUUGCUUGGCGUAUGCUAAGAUAAGCGAAAUUAGUAUCGUCAGCAACGACAUAAAUGUGUUUCAUGCUCCUGAUAAAAGAUAUCGUCCAAUCUGGAGUGAUCUGGAUACCCGGCCUUUGCCAGAGUGGUAUGACAAAGCUAAAAUAGGCAUCUUCCUUCAUUGGGGAGUGUAUGCGGUGCCAAGCUUUGGGUCAGAAUGGUUUUGGGCUAAUUGGAAAGCAUCCGACAGCAACAAGAAGUACAUAGAUUUCAUGAAAAAGAAUUACCCACCGGGCUUCACGUACCAAGAGUUUGCACCCCUGUUCACAGCUGAGUUCUUUGAUCCUAAUGCUUGGGCAGAUCUCUUCGUAAAAGCUGGAGCUAAGUACAUAGUCUUAACAAGUAAACAUCAUGAAGGCUUCACUAUGUUCCCAUCCAAGCGUUCAUUCAGCUGGAAUUCAGUUGAAGUUGGGCCAAGAAGGGACAUAGUCGGCGAACUGGCCUCAGCUGUGAGGAACCACAGCUUAAAGUUCGGUGUAUACCAUUCCUUGUAUGAGUGGUACAACCCCAUUUACAACCAGGAUAAAGUUGCUAAGUUUAACACUCAUACAUACGUUGAUACAAAAUUAUGGCCAGAUAUAAAACAGCUAGUUAAUGAUUACAAGCCAUCAGUCCUAUGGUCUGAUGGUGACUGGGAGGCUUAUGAUGAUUACUGGAAAUCUACCGACUUAUUGGCUUGGUUGUACAAUGAUAGCCCAGUGAAAAAUGAAAUAGUUGUGAAUGAUAGAUGGGGUAUUGGCAUCCCUGGACAUCACGGAGACUUCUAUAACCAUGCUGAUAGGUACAAUCCUGGAAAAUUGGUGGAUCACAAAUGGGAAAAUGCAUUCACAGUUGACAGUAAAUCAUGGGGCUAUAGAAGAGAUAUGCAAAUCAGUCAAAUAUUAUCUAUUAAUGAUUUGCUUUAUCAAGUAGUUUCUACGGUCAGCUGUGGUGGUAAUGCGCUUAUCAAUGUAGGCCCAACUAAAGAGGGUACAAUAAUACCAAUAUUCCAAGAACGCCUCUUAGAGCUGGGAAAGUGGUUAUCGAUAAACGGCGAGGCUAUAUACAAUAGUUCCCCGUGGCAUUCUCAAAGCGACUCAUUAAAUGGUAAAGUUUGGUACACCUGUAGAAAAACGACCUACAAUGGUAUGCACCCUACUCUCCCUCCGCAGGAAAACGAUAACGUUACUGCAAUCUAUGCUAUAAUACUUCAGUGGCCAGAAAAUAGUGUUUUAAAGCUUAGCGAUGCGACUUCUUGUCUUCACAGUGGCACUUAUGUAGUGCAGAUGUUGGGCAAUGAAGGACAACACUUGAAUUGGAAAAUAACUAAUGGAGAAGUCGCAAUACAGCUGCCUAACAAAGCCAAUGUUCGUUCUCAAAAUGCAUGGACUCUGAAAUUUACUUUGAAAUAAAAACUACCAAAUAUACUUUACUAACAACCCUCUUGGUGCAGUCGGGUAGAUAAAAUAAAAUUAUAUCGUUUUAUUACUUCUCGUAUUUCUAAAAUUAUAACUCCCUUAUAUUAUUUGAAAAUUUAAGGUCAAUAAAACUUCAUGAAUAACGUCAAACAAGUGUAUUCAAUGAAACUUGUAUAAUGUUCAGAUAUCGCUACUUACAUGGACAUGGUUAAUCUUACAAAUUAAAGUAUGUUAAACAUUUUGUGCUUGAAAGUACUGUUGGAAAUAACAUCAAAAUCUAAGAGUAGACGAAGACAAGGCGAAGCGUGGUAGACUGUUAUUUUUCAUUUACAAAUAUUCACCACAAUAUGAAGAGAUUAAAAUGGCAUACAUAUUGCACACUUAAACAAAAUUAACGCUUUGCUAGGAAUUAUAGUGAUAUAAAAUACACAAAUAUUAAAAAAAAAUGGAAGUUGAAAGCUUAUUAAUUGAAAGCCUUACUGCUGGACAAUGCUUAGAACAUUAUGUGUAUUGUCAAAACAUUUUGCCGUACAGUCUCUAACAGAAGUGAGAAGUAUUUAUUUAAAUGCAGUCUAUUCAUAAAUCAAGGUAUUAGAAAAUAAUAUCUACGGACGGACUUCUCGCUUCUGCCAUGGAAUGUACCUAAAAGCUUCUACCGUUGUACCCCAAAAUUCGUUACAUUACCCAAAGUUAAAUAAGAUAUCGUGGCAUAUAAAAAUAAAUAUGAUUAAUACAUAUACACUUGUUAAAAAUAUUGCUUAUUUGGACUAUAUCUAAUCUAUAUAUUUUAUAAUCUGCUAAUAUUAAUUUAAGCACUUCAUUUGGAGUAAUUUGUCCUUUUUGUUUUUACAAAGUCCCUUUCAUAGUUCUUUGUAGGGAAAUCU